Aspergillus nidulans FGSC A4 is the source of this 849-nucleotide messenger RNA. RefSeq names its product DUF3716 domain-containing protein. NCBI's taxonomy places the organism in Eukaryota, Fungi, Ascomycota, Eurotiomycetes, Eurotiales, Aspergillaceae. Bases 1 to 849 code for a protein of 282 amino acids. The transcript has 2 exons. The record is from RefSeq and is a predicted model, not a curated record.
AUGUCCUCCACCACAUCCUCUUCUUCAUCCACGGCCGAAAUCCCGCCUGCAGCGCUGGUCGCCGAGUGGCACCGGGCCGCCAAAUAUCCUAAACCAUCCGCUGCCCAGGCAGCCCUGCUCGCCAUGCCGGCUGUCCGCGAGCCUCAGAUUCGGCAAAAGCACAUUAGGGACGGCAAAACCUUCAGUUACGUCCGUAACAGCAAUUCUGAGGCCCUUCUGGGGCAGAUGGUUGGUUCUCAUUCGCCCAAGCCAUGCACCCACUGCCACAUUAAGGAAAGCGGACCGUUUGAAGGUUGUAUAGUGGUAGCUGGGCGAUUCCAGGGGGCUUGUGCUAACUGCCACUUUGGCAGUGAGGGCAAGCGGUGUGACUUUCACAUCAAAAAUCUUGCAACUACUACCCCCAAGCACGCCCGCAAGCGUGCUGCCGCCCUUGCUGCGCUUGUUGCUGGAGAGGAAGAAGAGGAAGAUGAGGAGGCGGAGGAGGAGGAGGAGGAUGAAGAGGAGGAAGAGAAUGCCCGCUGCUGCAAAGGCAAAGCCCCGGCCACCUCUGCCCGCAAGGGGGUUCAUUUUGCCAGUCAUGACACCCGUGAACAUGCAGAUAGGGUCCCGCGCCGCGCCCAGCGCUUACACACCAUGCUGGCCGUGGCGGCCCGACAGGCAUCUGCCGCCGCUGCUGCCCAGGAAGCUCUCGCCCAGACGCUGCUCCUGGUAGCCGCCGAGUACGCCGAUGAUGAUGGUUUCCAGGGGUUUGGUGGAGAGGAAGAGGAGGAAGGAGAGGGAGGAGGAGAUGAAGAUGAGUCUGAGCUCUCCUCACUGGAUGAGGAGAUUCUGACUCUUGGCAGGUCAUAA